GCCAUUUCUUCUGACAAGCUACGUCUCGUUUGUCAAACAUACGGAUACAUCAGCUCGGGAAGAAGCCAGAAAAGUGACAUCUUCUAACGCUUCGCGCAAUCUUGCUUCAAGAUCCCAAUGUCCGCCAUCGUAGCGCUAUGAAUCGAAAGCAUAGGAUAACGCAACUCACUUCACGAUGAAGACCUCGAAGCUAGCAAAAGAGACGUCGGCGCUCUUCAACAAGAUGACAGCGGCAGCUUCAUCGCCGCCGCCGCCGCCACAGACCCGCCGGACGACGAGAUCUUCGCUUGCGCGGUUCGCAUACGCAUCGAAUUCAACGACCUCUGCGGCGGAUUUCAAGGCGACAGCCACGGAAGCCGCGCUCCACGAUAUAGUCCUAGGCGUCGCCGACAUUGAAGAUGCGGUUCCCGACUCGCGGAGUAGGAAACGGAGACGGGUUUUCAAAGAGGAGGAAGCACAAGACGAGCAGAGUGUCACAGAUGUAGCAGCAGCAGCACCACCACCAAGAACGACAUCAAAGUCACGAACUAGAAUCAAAACCGAACACAUCGAAACCGAAACACCAUCACCAGCAACCCCUCCGAAAGCCCGCAAAACCCGUAAAGCAGCACGCACAAUCCGCGGCACAUCCCCCUCUUCCUCUACAACACACGUCGAACCCCCAACAGACUGGCUCGAAAUUUACAACGCCGUCAAAGAAAUGCGCCUCCACGGCGCAGCGCGCAACGCCGCCGUCGACACAAUGGGCUGCGAACGCCUCUUCCACCCCGACGCUUCGGAACGCGACCGGCGCUUCCACAUCCUGAUUGCGCUCAUGCUCUCGAGCCAGACGAAAGAUACGGUCAACGCGGUGGCGAUGAAGAGGUUGAUGACGGAGCUGCCGCCGCACGAGGAGGGCGCGCAGGGGGGAUUGUGUUUGGAGAAUGUGUUGGCUGUGGAACCUGCGCUGCUGAAUGAGUUGAUUUGGGCGGUGGGGUUUCAUAAUAAUAAGACAAAAUUCAUCAAAGCAGCUGCCAUCAUCCUCCGCGACAAAUUCAACAGCGACAUCCCCGACACGAUCGAAGGCCUCACUUCCCUACCCGGCGUAGGCCCCAAGAUGGCUUAUCUCUGCCUCUCUGCGGCCUGGGAUCGCACCGAGGGCAUCGGCGUGGACGUACACGUGCACCGCAUCACGAACCUCUGGGGCUGGCACAAGACGACGCAGCCCGAGGCGACGCGGCACGCGCUCCAGAGCUGGCUGCCCAAGGACAAGUGGCGCGAGAUCAACUGGCUACUCGUCGGGUUCGGCCAGACGGUCUGCUUACCUGUCGGGCGCAAGUGCGGCGAUUGCGAGCUCGGGUUAGGCGGGUUGUGUAAGGCGGCGGAGAGGAAGAAGGUGAAUGAGGGGCGUAGGAUGAGGGAGGUCAAGGUCGAGGUGAAGGAGGAGGAAGACGAAGACGUGGUCAUUAAGACGGAAGAGGUUGUCAAGGAGGAGCAAGUUGUUCGUGACGCGGUUGUGAAUCAAGAGACGGAGCAGCCGGAGCCGGUAUCAGAGCCGGCGGUUGGUGAUGAACCGGAUGCACCGCGAAGAAGUCGCAGAAGCGGCCUAUCCCGGUAGUAGGGCGAGAUAGAGACCUAACUAUUGUACAGGUACAACACUUGUCGUAAAUGAAGUGAUUGGCCCAUAUCGGCAAGACCGUUUCUUGUGCGGUGUCCGGUACGGAGACGGUAAUGUGCAACAUCAACGCCAGGGGCGGAAAUCGCAGAAAUGACGUGCCGUCCGCCGGCAACGACAAAUCGACCACGCGACCAGUGAACCAGCGGAAUGACCGGGGUCCUACUUGUCUCGUUCUCGGGGGUCGGUGGAGAAGCGGGGGACCCGAACAAAUUCGGAGGAAUUCCGAAUUUUGAGGUGGCCCUGCGGAAAAAGGGAGUUGAAGAGUCAUUGCCGUGCCUGCCGGUCGUUCCCGACACUGUGUGUACUGUGUUGUGGUGAGUUGUCAGCUGGUCCGGGCAGACGACUGCGUUGAGAGAAGAUGAAAGACGGUGGCAGAAUGAUGGGGGCGAUUGUGACUGUGUGAGAUACGAUAUCGGAGAUAGGCCGGGAUAAUCGGUAUUCGCCCCGUUGUAUGUAGUGGGCAGCCGCAGCGGCGCCCGUGCUCUGAUCCCCCGUGGACCCGUGGUUCACUGGUGCCGUCAUUGUCGUCCACUUCAAUAAGAAAGUAGCUUUUCGUGACGUGUGGAAAAUCGGCGUGGGCGGAGGGGGAAGGGGAUGGGGGAUGGCGGAAAGAGUUGUGGCUGACUCGCGAGGUCAGAGGACGACGAAAGCGGCCAUAUGAAGCACGGCGUGCCACGGCUUGCAGGGGGACCUAAGGAAAAAACAGAAUUGUCUUUGCCCGCCGGGCGCCCCUUCUCCCUCCGCCUCUCCUUUGAUGGAUGUUCUGGAACAAGGAGGUGACUGAGUGAGAGAAAAAAGGGUCAAAGUUCUGACGCACUUUGUAAUGUUCGUCCGUGGUUUCAUUCGGC
Messenger RNA from Colletotrichum scovillei, 2505 nucleotides. Its product is annotated as HhH-GPD superfamily base excision DNA repair protein. Gene Ontology annotation, biological process: nucleotide-excision repair; base-excision repair; base-excision repair, AP site formation. The coding region runs from base 176 to 1597 and encodes 473 amino acids. Gene Ontology annotation, cellular component: nucleus. Lineage: Eukaryota; Fungi; Ascomycota; Sordariomycetes; Glomerellales; Glomerellaceae. The transcript has 2 exons. The record is from RefSeq and is a predicted model, not a curated record. Gene Ontology annotation, molecular function: DNA-(apurinic or apyrimidinic site) endonuclease activity; oxidized pyrimidine nucleobase lesion DNA N-glycosylase activity; DNA binding.